Molecule: messenger RNA, 2157 nt
Organism: Ilyonectria robusta
Lineage: Eukaryota; Fungi; Ascomycota; Sordariomycetes; Hypocreales; Nectriaceae
Product: CTP synthase N-terminus-domain-containing protein
Exons: 14
Coding region: 89-1834 (581 amino acids)
Biological process (GO): CTP biosynthetic process; pyrimidine nucleobase biosynthetic process
Cellular component (GO): cytoophidium; cytoplasm
Molecular function (GO): CTP synthase activity; identical protein binding
Source: RefSeq, a predicted model, not a curated record
GUCGUCGUGAACUCCAGCAAAUCUCACCAGCAGCGUUCCCUCCAUUACAACGAUUACUCCUCAAAGCCGAAUACCAAAGGAUCUCAAGAUGAAAGUGGUAUUAGUGUCCGGCGGAGUCAUCAGUGGCGUUGGCAAAGGAAUUAUUGCCAGUAGCUCUGGACUUCUACUCAAGUCCCUGGGUUUCCGCGUCACGGCCGCAAAGUGUGAUCCUUAUUUGAACCUGGAUGCGGGAACGCUCAACCCGCUUGAGCAUGGAGAGUGCUUCGUUCUGGCCGACGGAGGCGAGACGGACUUGGAUCUCGGAAACUAUGAACGAUAUCUCGGCAUUCAAUUGAGCCGUGAGAGCAACAUUACUACCGGCAAGAUCUACAAGUUGGUCAUUGAGAAGGAGCGACGAGGAGAUUACCUGGGAAAGACCGUCCAGGUUGUCCCCCACAUCACGGACGCCAUCCAGCAGGCGAUCGAAUCCGUCGCCAAGAUCCCGGUGGACGACUCUGGAGAAGAGCCGGAUGUUUGCAUUGUUGAGUUGGGUGGCACAAUCGGUGAUCUUGAGUCUGGCCCCUUCGUCGAGGCACUCGUGCAGCUCAGACAUAGACUCGGCAAAGACAACUUCCUCAGCAUCGGCGUAUCAUACGUCCCGAUCAUCAACGGAGAGGAGAAGACCAAGCCAACCCAACACGCCAUCAGGCAAAUGCGAAGUGCCGGUUUGAUCCCUGAUGUGAUUGCCUGCCGAUGUGAGCGUUCCCUUGAUGACGCCACCAUCCAGAAGAUUGCCCGAAGCUGCCAAGUUGAGUACGAGCAAGUCAUCGGUGUGCGAAACAUGGACACCAUCUAUCAAGUCCCCUUGCUCCUCCAAGAGGAGGGAUUGCUCAAGCUUCUAGUCCAAGGCCUAAAACUUGACAACCCCAAGCUGUCGCCAGGCAUGGCUGAGAAGGGACAGGCACUCUGGGACUUGUGGAAGCAGACUGUUGUCCAAGAGAAGCACCUCCCGCCAGUCAACAUCGUCUUGGUCGGCAAGUACAUCAGCCUUGACGACGCCUACCUCAGUGUCCGGAAGUCGCUUGAACACUCGGCGAUGCGAUGCGACCGCAAGCUGAACCUCAUCUCGGUGGAUUCUGAGCAUCUCGAACACGCCAUGCAGGCCAAGGACCCUAAUAAGUACCACAACGCCUGGAAGGCCAUCUGCGAGGCCCAGGGCAUCAUUGUUCCCGGUGGUUUCGGAUCGAGAGGAGUGGAGGGAAUGAUCGAGGUCACCAAGUGGGCUCGAGAGCGACAGGUUCCUUUCCUUGGAAUUUGCUUGGGCUUGCAGGUGGCUGUCAUCGAGUACGCACGCAACGUGAUGGGUAUCAAGGAUGCGACAUCUGAGGAGAUGUUGGCCGAUUCAGAGCACCAGGUCAUUAUCUUCAUGCCGGAGGGUUCUAAGGAGCAAAUGGGCGGCACGAUGAGACUCGGCACGCGCACAUCUCACUUCAAGCCUGGCACGGAAUGGAGUAAGCUCCGUGGCAUGUACGGAGGCGCCGAGGUUAUCGAGGAACGUCACCGACACCGUUACGAGGUGAACCCCGAAUAUAUCGACCAGCUCGAGAAGGCCGGGCUUAUCGUAACCUCUCUCGACGACCAAGGUGUUCGAGUCGAGACCAUUGAGCUGAAGGAUCACCCCUUCUUUGUCGGCGCGCAAGCACACCCGGAACUGAAGAGCAAGGUUCUCAACCCGGCACCAAGCUUCCUGGGCUUCGUGGCGGCGAGCGUGGGAUGUCUCGACAAGAUGAUCGAGGCAGCGCACAAGAAGAGGGAAAGCCAGGCGAAUGGAGCUGGCGAGGCUCAUGACUUCUAAGUGAUGGCUUGCUUGUGAAUCGUAGAACGCUAGACAUGGUCCAUUGGAUUGAUUUAUGGAUGUAGAGGCACGGAGGAUCAACACAUCUUUAUCCCGAGAAACGCGUGAGACUUUGAGACAAUGAGGGUUUCUACACUAUCGUGAAGUCUCUGAUCGGACCGCAGUUUCCCGGGGCACUUAUCGCAUUUUGUCACAUUGGGUGGCUGGGCGUCUCAAGGAAGAAAUAGGAGUAAAAGAAAAUACACACCAUAGAGGACUGCUCUUCAUCUAGGAAUAGGAUAUCUGAGCAACAAGGAAAUAAAAAAGAAACUUCAACGACUGAG